GUUUGGCUUCUCUGGACAGCGCUUGUCAUCUCACACCUAUCUGUAAUGAAAAUCAUCUGAGCUAAAUUGAUAAUUAGAUUUCCCCAGGUAUCACAGACAAUCGGUAAUUAUGAAGUGUUUUGCAAAGUUCAGUGUUUAUACUGCUGAGAGAGUUGUUCUACCUUGGUGUGAAAUCGCCUAGCGACGGUAAGUGGGCGACAAUCAAGUCGGCAUAAUGGGGUUUGCUGUGCUGAACAGACCUUAUGUCAUUUUAACAAGCAUGCAUUAUGAAUAGGUGCACGCCCGGUUUUUACACUGUGGGAAACCCGUCCGUCCUCUCCCAGCCUUGCCGCAGGUGAGAGCGAACCGCAGGAGAGAAGCGGAAUAAUUAAUGAGCGAUUUAAACGCUUGCGUGACUGACGAAAACACCCGUCUGGCUGGAUAGGUGAGGCGAGUCAUCCCCGUCCCACAUCAUGGCGGACGCCAUGCGCAGACACUGCGCCCGGUUCUCGGACAAACACUCCUAAAAACUCGGAUAUUACACUGGUCUGUCGCAGAACGACGUCAAGAUGAUCCGCGACACGUCUUCGCCGUUCCAGCAGAUCAAGUACAAGGUGGUUAAGAAGGAGGGGACGGACUCGCCGAGGUCGGAAGAGUCGUCCGGUGGUUCCGCCCAGGUGAGUGUUAGUAGCACUAAAGUAACAACCACCACACGAAAAACCGUCCAGCAGGGAGCCGGGCCGACGGCCACUGUUCAAACAGAGCUAGUCGGGUUGGAGGAAGUUGACGAGGUCAAGAAGUUAGUGAAGAGUUAUCUCGAGAAAAUCGAGCAGCUAGAGGACGAAAAUGCGUCGCUGCGUGACACGGUGGGCGCUGCCAUGGCGGCAGGCGAAGGGGGUGGAGGGGGAGGGCGAAUCACGUCCCAUUCGCACGCGCUGCAGUGCCCGAACUGUGGGAGCUCGGGCGAGAGACAUGGAUCUGUACUACAAACAUUGACUCAGACAGGAAUUCGAAGCGAGGAGGUCGUUGACACUGUCACAAAAGAAGGCCAAACUGUUAAGAUAUUCAGGUCGAGCACACAGACAACAAGCGUAGAUAGCGAAACGUCCCACACAGCCCAACACAGAGAUAGCACAACAGAUGAUGGCACAGUGACAUCUGUCGAGCUGGGCCAAGAAAUCCUACUACAAAAAGUCCACUCGCUUGAAGACGAAAAUAGGCUAUUGAAGAGUAGGCUGGAAUCUUUAGGCGAACCAAAAACAGACCCUGAUUCUGAAGAAGGGGAGGAUAGUUUUGUAAUGAUUGCCAUGGGGCAAGAAGCUUUGGGGGAAGUGGACAUACAUACUCUGCAAAAUUACAGUAAAGAAGAGCUCCUGACAACGGUCACACACCUGAUCACUGAGAAUAAAACUCUCAAAGUCAAAGUUGAAGAAGUACAAAUUCUCAGCCCAUCUAAGGUACAUUACGGUGAUAUUAUUGGAGGGCAGACACAGGGGCUUCAGAAAACAGAAGGAAACAAGAGGGCACUAGAACAACUUGAACCUGAAGCUAGGUUGGCACUGUUCCAAGAUUCAAACGCACCAUUGACAAUACAAGUGGCGAAACCUAAUACCCUACAGAGUCAACUAGAUGACGCAAGGCAGUCAAAUACUGAGAACAACCUAGUGCAGGGCAAUUCAUUUACGCAUGCGCAGUACGAGCAACAGGUGGUUGGCCUGCAAGUCCAACUGGACAGGCUUAAGGAGGAAAACUCCACACUCGCUGCGCAAGUGGAAAACUCCGCUGACGCAGAGUCAGAGACGCGAAAAAUCCAAGAGGAGGUCGCCUACUUAAGAUCUGAGAUCGAACGACUGACCACAGAGAAAGACAACUACGCACAACAGGUCGAGAGGUCACGGGAGGUCAUUGCCCUCGGAGGCGACGGUGCGUUACGGGAGCUGACAGAAGGGAUAAGUAGCCUACAAGCGCAGUUGAAGGAGAAGGCUGACGAACUGGACGACACAGAGAAGGUCUUGGCUUCCGUAAGGUUGGCGCUUGACGCCGCUAGACAGCAGAAGUACAAGUUUGAGGAUGAGAAGACUCGACUUAAAGGAGAGGCAUCAAAAUCUUCUGCCAUGCGUCAAGAGGUAGAAACCUUGAAGGCACAGCUUGAAGUGUCCAAGAAGUCGGAAAUAAUGCUGGUGGAGACCCUUGAGCAAGUAGAGGCUCUACAGAAAGACAACGCCAGGCUGGAGAGUGAGCGGGAGGCACUGAAUCUGAAGGUGGACGAGACAGCCAGGGACUUUAUGAAAGUGCAACUACUCGAACAACAAGUGGAAAAACUGAAUGUUGAUCUGAAGAAACAAGAAGAAACUGAGAAAGAGCUACAAGAAGUGAAAGAAAGCCUUGAUGCAGCGAGACAUGAGAGAGAAAGUCUACUGGCGGACCAGGCGGCGUACAAUAGACAUAAGGAGGAAGUAAGAGAAGCAAAGGAAAAGAUACAGGUCUUGCAAGAGACGCUAGCCCUUCUCGCAAAGCAAGUCAAGGACGCCGAUAUGAUGGAGAGAGAUCUGGAGACAGCACUCAAGGAGGCGCGAGAGAAUCUUACAGCGGUUACGUCAGAGAAGGCCACCCUUCUUCAAGAAGCCGAGAGUCGUGCAAAGCAGCUUGAGGCACAACAAGGGAAAAUAGAGACCCUAAAAGGACAGGUAGAGGACGCUGAUAGUCGAACAAAGGAGCUUGAAGCAGCCCAAGAGAAAAUACAGAUUCUUCAGGGCCAAGUUCAAGACGCUGAGAGUCGCACAAAAGAGCUCGAAUCAGCACAAGAGAAAAUACAGACGCUACAGGUUCAAGUUGAAGACACUAAGAGUCGCACAAAAGACCUUGAAGCAGCACAACAGAAAAUACAGACGUUACAGGGACAGAUAGAAGAUGCUGAGAGUCGUGCAAAAGAGCUCGAGCCCGCACAAGAGAAAAUACAGACGUUACAAGGAAAAGUCAAUGAUGCUGAAAGUCGUACAAAAGAGUUUGAGGCCGCACAAGAGAAAAUACAGACGCUACAAGGACAAGUUCAAGACGCUGAGAGUCGAACAAAGGAGCUUGAAGCAGCACAACAGAAAAUACAGACGUUACAGGGACAGAUAGAAGACGCUGAGAGUCGUGCAAAAGAGCUCGAGGCCGCACAAGAGAAAAUACAGACGUUACAAGGAAAAGUCAAUGAUGCUGAAAGUCGUACAAAAGAGUUCGAGGCCGCACAAGAGAAAAUACAGACGCUACAGGGACAAGUUAAAGACGUUGAGGGUCGUACAAAUGAGCUUGAAGCAGCACAGGAGAAAAUACAGACGUUACAAGGAAAAAUAGAAGAUGCUGAGAGUCGUGCACAAGAGUUUGAAGCAGCACAAGAGAAAAUGCAGGCACUACAAGGACAAGUCCAAGACGCUGAGAGCCAAACAAAAGAGCUCGAAGCAGCCCAAGAGCAAAUACAGAAGCUGCAAUUAAAGGUUCAAGACGCUGAGAGUCGUGCAAAAGACCUUGAAGCAGCCCAAGAGAAAAUACAGACGUUACAAGGACAGAUAGGAGAUGCUGAGAGUCGUGCAAAAGAGCUUGAAGCAGCACAAGAGAAAAUAACGGCACUGCAACAACAGGUGCAAGACGCUGAGAGUCGUACAAAAGAACUUAAAGCGGCACAAAAGAAAAUAAAGGCGCUACAAGGGCAAGUUAAAGAAACCGAGAGUCGUACAAAAGACCUUGAAGCAGCCCAAGAGAAAAUACAGACGAUGCAAGAAAAAGUUAAAGAUGCUGAGGAUCGUACAAAAGAGCUAGAAGCAGCACAACAGAAAAUACAGAUGCUACAAGGUCAGGUUCAAGAUUUGGAUGCAAAGAGUACAGCACUCGCAACAACAAAGCAGCAGUUUGAGUUCACGAAGAAAGAACUUGACGUUUUGCAAGUUAAGAAUGCGGAGCUGGAAACCCAAGUAGCCGACAUAAGCGACUUGAAGAAAGAGAUCACCGUGGCACGCUCUGUGAUUCAACAGCUUAGAGAAGGCGACGAGCAGGCGGAGUCUAAGCACAAGGAAGAAUCUGCCAGACUGGUGAAAGAUCUAGAGAUAUCCAAGGAAAACAUGGACACCUUGAUAACAGAAAAGGACGCCCUGGAAGCAAAAUGCACGACGUCGGCGAAGGAGCUAGAAGAGGCCCGUCUUCACAUCAAGACCCUUGAAGCUGAGAAAGAGACCCUGCUGACGGCAGAACAGAAACAGAAGGCAAAGGACCUACUAGAAGCGCAAGAUCAAUUGGAAGUGUUGAGUGAGGAAAACAAACGACUUCUGAAGGAACAGGACAAGCUUCAGAAACAGAGCGAAGAUCUGAAUGUAGCAAGGAAACAGAUACAGAGUCUCCAGGAGAAGUUUACGGUACAGGCGGAGCUUUUUGACAAAAUUCAGGGUGAUUUGACCAAAAAGGUUGAUCUUGUGGAAGAUUUACAGAUAGAAAAUCAGAAACUACAAAAUCAGAAUACGACUCUGGGCGCUGAGAAGGAGAAGAAACACAAUGAACGCGUCGUCGCACUUGAGACCGAGAUUGGGGAACUGACGUCUCGUCUGGAAAAGGCCGAGGAAGUGAAGCGGGACCUCCAAGCCACAGAGAAAGAACUGGACAAAAUUCGCACUGAAAAGGAACAGUUUAUACAAGAAAGAGAGGUCUAUCAGGUACAGCUUGCUAAAAGAGAAGAAGAAGUCGCCAAUACCUCCUUGUUGGAAACAGAGGUAACCACCCUUAAAGAGAAGAUACAGGACUUAAAGAGGUCCGAGCAGGAACUUACGGAGAUGCAAAAGAAGUUUGCCGCCAUCAACCAGGAAUGUGAAGAUAGGGACAGAGCACUUGAGGAACUGCGGAAGGAAAAAGAAGUUUUCUGUAACCAACUUAACGAAAUGGAAGGCUUAAAAAAGGAGAUAGCCAUAGCCCGAAACGUCAUCAAAGAGCUUCGAGAAAGUCAGGAGAUGACGUCAGAGCAGGAACAGAAGAGUAAGGAACUUACUAGCGCCUUGGAGAAGACGAGAAUGGAGGUCAACGUCCUUCAAGAGGAGAAGGAAGAGAUGUAUAAGCGUUUUGCUGCCUCACAAAAACAGCUAGAUGGCGCCCGCAGUCAAAUAGAACAGCUAGAGGACGAGAAAAAGUCUGAAGACGCUACAGAGUUGAAAGCACAACUCGAAGAAGCAAAAACGUCGCUAACUACGGAACUACAGAACUUCUUCACCGUUCAGUCAGAACUGCAGGGUGCUUUGGAGAGGAUACAAACAUUGGAAGAAGAAAAGAAACUGCUAGAAGAGGAAGCGAAGGAGGUAACCAUUCUAGAGAGGGAGCUUUCAGUCGCUAGAGAAGAGUCACACCAGCUUCGAGUAGAGAAGAGCAGUACUACAGAGAAGGUCGAAGCAAAGGAUAUACAGACAGACUCGGGAGUAGCUAAGAAACGUGCAGACAGACUAAAAAGGGAGAGAGAGGUACAUGUCGAGCAAAAAAGGCAGUCCGAAAAGCUGGUGAAAGAUCUUGAAGCCGCGAAAGAGGAAAUUCAACGCCUAAAGGAAGAACGUAAUAACGACGAUGAAAACAAUCAAACAUCCGUCUCUUCAACAAGCAUCUCAACAAAUGUGGUGAUUACUACAGGAGAGUUUGAGGGGAUCGAAACAGAACUGUCUAAGGCAAUGGAAAGGAUACAAGCAUUGGAGGAAGAAAGGAGGCAUUUGAAGGACGAAAUAAGGAUGGCUCACCAACAAGAGACGAACAUUUCGGGUGACAGUCAGAAACAGGAAUCAAACAAGAGUGUUUCAACAGGUAAAAGUGACACUGGGGUCACGCAGACAGGCACGAGAGGUGAUAGAAGUCAUGAAAAUAAACAACUAGCGCAAGUGACUCAUAGGCAGGAAAACCAGGUGGAACAACCUGAAAAGGAACAACGAGCCCAAAAGGGAGACAUGAAGAGCCCUCAAGAAAAGGAUAGUGGAAAACGUACAAAUGGUGAAGCGUCUGUUUCACCAGGAAUUGCUCCAACCAUUCUAAUCACGACCGAAGUAAAUGACAUCCAAACAGAAGUUCAGGAGUUAAAGGAAAGAAUACAAUUGUUGGAGAAGGAAAAGAUGCAGCUACAAGCAGAGGUUAGCACCCAAAAUACAGGCAUUUCGACAGGGGGAGAAAAAACACAGUGGCAAGGACCAGAUAGCAGUACUUCGGAGAGCGUGGAAGCAAAGGAGAUACAGACCGAUCCUGGAGUUGCUCGAAAGCGUGCUGCUAAACUCAGACGAGAGGGGAUACCAAUGGGACAAAAUGUACAGUCUGAAGAAACCAGGAAAGAAAGACACAGCUCAGGAGAAGAUGAUGGUGAUGAUGAUGGUGUUGGCAAUGGCAAUAUUGAAAGGUUUGUUUCUAUAACAACUGAAGAGGCACAGCGGCAUGGAUCAGACAGCAAGUUAUCAGAGAGAGUGGAAGCAAGGGAAAUACAGACAGACCCUGGUGUCGCUAGAAAACGGGCAGCAAAACUCAGGAGGGAGAAAGGAGCAGAAGGCAAGAGAAUACGGUCAGAAAAAACAAAGAGCAAAGUCUCAAAGAAAGAGAGACACAGCUCCAAAGAAAGCGAAGAAGAUGAUAAUGGUGGUAGUGACGAUGGCAACAUUGAAAGAUUUGUCUCUACAAAACCUUUGUUAAGUGAAGAAUCACUGCAGCAUGGUACACCAGAGAGGGUGGACGCAAAGGAGAUACAAACAGACCCUGGUGUUGCUAGAAAACGUGCGGUCAAACUCAGAAGAAAGAAAGAAGCACCAGGCCAGAGAAUACGGUCAGAGGAAACUGGGAAUUCCAAGGAGAGCAAACUCGCAAAGAAAGAAGGGCUUAGCUCCACAGAGGAGGAAGAAGAUGAUGAUGCCAGUGAUGAAGCUGUUAGAAUUGAAAGGUCUGUUUCGCCAAACGAGAAAUCCAGCAAUGCAAAGGACAUCCAAACUGAACCUGGGGUGGCAAGAAGACGGGCAGGCAAACUGAAGAAGGACAAGGAAACAGUUAAAUCUCUAAAAGCAGAACUUCAGGCUGCAAGAAAAGAAAUUGACCGUCUAAACGAGUUGCAUGUCAAGAUGGCAGCUGAUCUCCAGGAGGUGAAUGAAUUGCGGUUACAACAUGAUGAGAUGAGAGGGAAGUCUGAAAAGCAGGAAGCAACUUUAAUGGAAAAACGUGAGGUGACAAGAGAAAAAACUGUACAGUCGGUAGAGCACACGGGCUCUAUGGAAACAAGGACACAGACUAAGACAAUGGCACUGGGAAAUAGAGAUGAUAGGAUGGAAGAGUCUGAUCUCCCCCAGCUAACCAAAACUGCUAGCAACGCAAGAGCCCAACCAUCUUCAAGUUCAAGUGAGGCUGAAGCGUCAGGUCUGGCUCCAAAUGUAGGCAGAUACGAGUUACUAGUUGUCGACGAAACUUACCUCAGUACUCUAUCUGACACAGAAAAAGUCACUGUUCUGAUGGAGCAACUGCACAGCACCAGUGUUGCAAUGAAGCAACUGGAGGAAGAAAAGGAACAGUUGUCCAUGGAAGCAACCAACGUGGUAGCCCUUCAGCAGCAGUUAUACAUGGUGCAAACAGAAGUGGAUGACUUGCGUCGAGACAAAAAAGGCACCAUCGAAUCCACUGGCAUAGAAGUGGGUAUUGGAGCAGAACCUGGCUCAAUUAGGGAAGAGGAGGAAGACCUUAAUGACGAGUUGGAGAAGGUAAAAUCUCGACUGCUUCAGUAUGAAACCCUAGACCAUCAAUUGGCGGAAGCAAGGGACACAGUGGACACCCUUCUUUCUGUAAAAACAAGUCUCGAAGAAAGAGCAACACUGUUAGAAAACCAGGCAAAGGGCAAUGAAGACAUGCUUCGAGAGCUUGCUAAGCAAAACGCAGAAAUGAGAGAUGAGCUCAUGAGCGUGGAGUUCCUGAAGAGGGAAGUGAGAGAACUGUUAUUUGGGGAUACCUCUCCAUCUGUGGGCAACCUUUCUCCUAUGUUGUCUCCAAGCAGUAGGAAGUUGCUGGAAGCUGGAGGAGGCUCCACGAGGUUUGAGUUUGGCCCUGGAACUGGGUACAGGGGAUCAGGCAUGAGACAGAGAGUUGACAGGGCAUCUGAUACUGACGACAUUGAUGGUGCAUCAUCACAGGGUGCUUCGACGGACAACUAUACCACAGCAGAGGAUAGUGCUCGAAGCACCUCGGAUAGCGACAGAGAUCUCAUAGGCAGAACCCCCACCCAAACAUCUGGAACUCAGAAAUCUAAAACAAACGAAAUAUUGGCGACUAUUGUCUCAACGGAAAAUGUUAUAGUGGAAAGUGAUGACAGUCAGGACAGUAUUGAGGUUCUCAGAGUCUCAGUAGUAGGGUUGGAUGACAGAAAAGAAGCUACUGGGAGUUCAGGUGAGACAACAAGCUCAACUGUGGUGAAGACUACCCGCCUUGAUACAACCGAUGGAGAAGUCACACCGACUAAAGGGGCUCAUGUUGCCAGUAGAAAGCGACUUACGUACCAAGAGGAUGACAAAGGAAUGUCCACCAUUGAAGAGAGCAGACAAAGGAGACAAAUCAUGGAGAGCAAAGGAAGACAAGGAGGACAAGAUGGUUCGUCUGUCAGUCAGGGUCCAGAUGGCAUUGUUGAAAUGCAAACUGGUUCCGAUCACCAUGAUGCUGAAAAUACGGAAGACAUACAGGCUAACAAUGCCAGAAGAGAACAAACAAGUGCCUCAGAGUCUGGAGGUCAGCAUGCAAACAGGAUGGAAGGAGUGCAGGAAACAUCUGACCGUCAAGGUACAGGAAUAACACAAGAAGACAUCAGUUCCAGUCAUGAAAAAGUAACCGAACAAGCCAGUACAAGCAGCACAGCCAUCAUUCCAGGGAAAGAAGGAAAGGUCAAUAAAGGAGUUCAGGAUGACUCCAUAGGUGAUCAAGGACAGGACAUGCCUGUCUCUGAGACAAGUGAUGGAAUGUCUGCUUCUAACAUGAUCAGGGAUACAAAAGGUGUAAAGAAAGGCUCAUCUGAGAAGUCUGGAGUUAGCUGGUUCCAGCAAAAUGUUGGAUCUUUAUUUGGGCCAACGCCCUCCACCAAGCAAAAGACAGAUGACAGUCAAGGUGGAAAAGAUGAUGCCAACGACACAGGAUCAUUUGAACAUGGAGAAAAAGUCAAAACAGAUGAUAGGUCCUCAUUGUUAUCACAAGCAGACAACACAGCUGACCAGGACACCACCUUAACUGUACCAUCACAGGAAGCAUCUGACACCAAUGUUGACACUAUGAUAAAACAACAACUUGGAGUAGCUGCUGUUACAGAAGAGACCAAACAAGUUAUCAAGAACACACAAUCCAUUAAACUUCUCAUUGAAAAUCUCCAGAAAAUCCAAAUACGUAUCUGGCAGAGCUUAAGCAAAGGUGACAAUCCAGACAGUGAUGCAGACUCUGCAAUAAUGGAGAUGACAGAAGAGAUGAAAGAGAAUCUAGAAGAGAUGACCACAGUGCUUGCUGUUUUGCGUUCGUCUGUGUCUCAUGAAUCAAACAGUGGUGAAGAUUGUGACACUGAAGGCCAAGAUUUCAGCAAGGCUCAAAAAGAGGAUCUCGUGGCAAAUCUGCAGCAGUUGUCUACAAGUAGCGAAGAAAUAGAAGUGAUCCGAGAGGAAGUGGCAAACCUGUGCAGUCGCAACAGUGGUGACCCCGAUAAAAGCAGCCAAAUCCAUAGCAUUGUUGAAAGGCUGAAAAUCAAGCUCAGCACUGCAGUAACUGCAGUUACGACAAUGCAGCAGACGGAGGUUCUUAUUCUCAAAGACAACGAACAAGCAGAUGAUGAGGAGCGACCAGGGGACCACAAAAGCCGACAGGACGACGAAACAUCUACCAGAGGCUUCUUUGAUGGGAUAAGAGAUUGGUGGCGAGGUCCCUCAGACAAAACAUCAUCCUUGACCAAGGAGAUACCACCUGGAGAUCCAAAAUCCAGUACUUUGGUUGUUGGAGGAACAAGUCCAAUGCAAAACGUAUCAGUCAGAGAACCCUCACUUGAUGACAUCCUUGCUCCUGAAGACAAGGUAGUAAGGUAUAAGACAGAAAAACAUGGCACUGGUGGUUCUGUAGACACAAGAGGUACUGGUACCACAGAUUGGCAUGUUGUCAGUUCAUCAGGACCAUCACAAGCAAAACUAGGAACUAUAAGUGAGCAGCAGACUACAGAUGCCACUCGCUCAGACCUAAAGGACUCUUCCAGAGCUACACCAGCUGGGCAUCUACAGAAUAUACAAACCAUCAAAGUUCUUAUUGAAGAACUCUGCAGGAUAAGGACAGACAUGGCAGAUACUUACAGCAGAGAAAUGAAGAGAAGCAGUGAAAAAGUGGACACACCUGACAUUGACUUGCAAACCACAGGUGAGAAGAUGAGAGAGAAACUAGAGGAAGUGACAACAGUACUGGCUGUGUUACAAACAUCUUUAGAUGUGGAGGAAGAUGGGCAAACAGCAUCUAAAACUGACAGUUCAGCCAACAAAGGUGAAAGAAAGGAAGUGUAUGGAAAACUUCAAGAGGUAUCUAUAUGUGUGGAAAACUUGAAGAAAAUGCAGAAUGACAUAGAAAGCUCAUAUAAACAACUCGGGACUGAAGACGGCAGUCUAGAUGAAUCCAUCAAGAUUGAGGCAGACAUCUCAAGAGACUUGGAAAGUAUGGGUGACAAGGUAGAUGCUGCACUUAAGUCUGUCACUACAAUAGAGGAAGAAUUGGCCAAUUUGAAAGAUGACAAAACAGAGAGCCCCCCAGGAGAGGGCAGACCAUGGAGUAUCCUCGGUGGACUAUCCUCAUGGUGGCACAGAGGCCCAGGCAAAGAUUCAUACAUACCAAACAUUUCAGUACCAGAAGAUGCAGGCGACAAUGUAGACAUCUCUGGAACUGAAAGGGAUGAAACUGUAGAGGAUGAAACUGUUCCUGACCUGUCAGAUGAGGCAAAAGAAACCAUCGCCAACAUGCAGAUCAUGUGGAUUUACAUGGAAGAUAUGCAGAACAUCUAUCGGGACAUUUUGGAGGUAAAAAACGAAGAUGCACCUGGAGAAACAGACAGGAGCACAAGCAAGAAAAUCCAGGAGAAAACAGUAGAAAUGGACCGUAAGUUGGACAGCAUCACUUCCUUAGUCAGGUCUACAACCAAGAUAUCUAACAUGGAACAGCAGCAUUUUUUAGCACUGAUGGCUAAGUUCCAAAAGAUGAACAAGAACUUAGCCGACUUGAAGAGAAAACAAGAGGCAGACACCGAGAGGGGCAGGGACACAGCACAUGUUGAUGCAAAAAUACAGAGGAAAAUUGAGAGGAUGGGAAACAGACUCUGUCGGAUGGCAAAGAUGGUACGGAAGAUGGAAGUGCAGGCCAUCAGCCAACUUACAGCAGAAACAGAUUCAGGAUUCUUCAGUCGGUUAUUUGCAACAGAAAGUGCACCUGGGACACAACAAAUCUCAGAUGAUCCAGAUGACAUCCAAGAAACCACAAGCGAAGAGGCAACAGACAUAGAUGACCAUGGUGAAGAGGACACUAUUGAUAACUCGGCACCAACAGGACCAGUGGUGUCCCCAGAGGCUACAGCUUUUAUUGCAAACAUGCAGAUCAUCACAAGCCACAUCCGUGAAAUGGAUACCAUCUGCAAGGAUACAAUAGAUGAUUACAGUUCUCAAGAAUCAGAGGAAAAAACAGCUGACAAAGUGGAGGAAGGGAUGAAUGCAAUUAAAGAGAAGGUAGACAGAACCUUAUCCUUGUUAGCAGACAUAGAGACUGGCAUUCCAACUGAACCUGCCGAAGGAAAUCAGCAAGACAGCAACAAGGAGGAACAGGAGAAACGCAUAACCAGAACUUCUACAGUGCUGAAAGAAGUUCAUGAGCUAUGCUGUGAGACAAUAGACUAUGUUCAAGUGCCCUCACUGGUUGAUGGCCAAGAUGAGGAUGUGGCAUUAACACAAGAGAUGGUACAACAGAACAUGAGAAAAAUCCAGACAAAGCUAGAGAUGUUACCUGAAAUCCUUGCCAGAAGUGAAAAUAUUGCCUCAGAAGAACAGGCAUCCAGUGCUAACUCAAUAGAUAUUGGGGACUUGAGUCAACUUGAAACAACACUCCCUGAUGAAAAGGACAACCAAGUAAGUAGUGCAGAAGACCUCGCCAUCAACGUUCAAAAGGCAAUAACACACAUCACAGAGUUGGAUGAGCUGCAAAAAACAAUUGGAGAGCUAUACACAGAACGAUUCCGGGACGACACUGACAAUGUACGAAGUGAAGAGGUUGAUCAGGUUCUGCAACGAGAAAUGAAGAACAUGGGAUCACAAAUCCAGGUGAUCUGGCAUCUCAUUCCCGACCAACCAAAUGCAGCUCAGUCAACAGAAGCAACCGCGGCAAAUGAAGACAGUGCCACUUUGCUAGGUCUGACGGAUGCAGGAUGGGAGAAGUUGUCUCAAGUCAGCGGCACUUUGCUGGAAUUAAAGGCUAGGCAGGGUACAUUAAUCAAAGUGUACCAAAAGAGAGUGAGGGAGGGGGAGAGAGGCGAAUUGGGUGCACCGUCAUGCAUUUUUCUGGAUGCUCAGAUGGAAAAAGAGAUGGCAGGUGUAGAAGCAAACACUGGGAGUACCAUCCAACAACUUUCGGAAGUGUUGGAAGAACUCAAGGUAGCACAACUUGAUGACACAACAGAUUCAUUACCAAAGGUUGGAGUUCAACAUCCAGGAAUCAUCAGUCGCCUUUUCUGGUGGAGAAGACAAGAUGAAGAUGAUGAAGAUGAUACUGUUAUGCCAGAGGAAACAAUGAUUUUGAUAGCAAAUAUGCAGAUUCUGUGGGUUUACGUCACAGAAAUUAAAGAAACGCAGACAUACCUUCAAGAUGCCUACAGUGACAGGUUUGGGGAUGGCAUCACAGAGGAACAAUGCGAAGAAGUGGACAAAGCCAUCCAAGAACACAAGGAUAACAUGGAUGCUAAAGUAGAGAAAGCACUGGCAGUGGUCCAAGAAAUUGAAGAAAGUCUUGUAGAACAAGAAAAUGGUGAAGAUGAAGCCCAGCAGGUUACAGCAAACAGCAAACUACAGAAGGUAGCAUCGCUGAUACAGGAGGUAAGAAAUAAAAACAUCCAAGUUUCAGAGAUGUACAAGAAACAGGCUACUGAAGAAGAAGGAGAUGGAAAAGAUGAAGAUAGCAAAGCCUUCAUUGAUGCAAAGAUGCAACAGGUGCUACAAAACGUAUCAAGAAAACUCACCCAGACAGAACGGCUGGUUACAGCAGCUGAGGGACUGGCGCUUGGUCACAAACUUGCAGACGAAACAGACGGUACAGAUGACGAUGCUGCUGAAGAUGAAACCCUUGACACUCAAACAGACAUUGCCUCAACAGAAGCUGAGAAGGAAGAAUCCCGAAGCUGGUUUGGGGGCUGGUGGAGUCACAAAGCAUCAACCACACCUAGUACAAAGUCUCCUGUGGAAGCACCAAGGGAAGUCAUUGAAGAAGAUGAUGUAAACACAAAUGAAGACGAUGAAGACACAGCAAGUGAAAAUACGCAACAGAGUACAGGAGCUUUCAGACGACUGCUGCGCUGGUAUAGUAGUGGGUACAAGCCAGACCAGGUGACAUUUCCUGAGAAAGAAGAGCUUGAAGACCUAACUACAAGCCACCCUGAAGUGGAUGCAACAGGUGAAGAGAGCAUAGCUGACACAAUUAAGGCCAGCACUAAAGCUGCUAUGUCUGCUGUUCUAGGCCUAAAGGAAGUAUGUGCCAAGUACCAAGGACAGGCCAUGGCUACUACAGAGGAGAAAGGCCCAGAGCAGAAUGAAGAAGUCGAGUUGGAUGAUGAAGGCAUGCAACAAAACAUCACUGUGAUUGGCCAAAAGAUUACAGAUCUAACAGAAUAUGUCAACGAAAUUAGACUUGUAACACAGUAUGACAUCAGCAAGGACAAAGAGGACACAGAACUAACAAGUGAUGAACAAACCGAAAAGGGAAAUAUAGGCGUUGAGGAGGAAAGUCAGAAAUUCAUUGUUAGCUUUGAUAAACUUCUAGUUCAAAUGGAAGAACUAACAUCAUGUAAAACAGAGCUUCAAACCUUAUCCAGUGCAGAAAACCCUGUUGAGGAAGAACACCAGGAACCAACUACAAGAAUCUUUCAGGUUAUGACAGAGCUGAACAUAAAGAUAUGUGAUGUUGGUGAGACUCUUGCUGAGAUUGAGCCUAAAGCACUUGCACACUGUGAGUCUAUCAAGACUGCCAAACAAAGUACUGUGGAUGAGACAGUGCCUACAACAGAUCAGGAGGAAAGUGGAGGUGCUCUAAGCAGGCUUUUUGGAUGGGGACCAGUUGGUGUCUUCUGGAGGAGAAAAGAAGAAGAGGAGGAGGGUGAUGGCCCAGCCAUGCCAAAAGAGAGAAUGACUCUGAUAGCCAACAUGCAGAGUUUGUGGGUUGACAUCACCGAAAUGAAGGAGAUUCAGACUCGUCUUAAUGACGCCUACAGUGACAGGUUUGGGGAUGGCAUCACAGAGGAACAAUGCGAAGAAGUGGACAAAGCCAUCCAAGUACACAGGGAAGGCCUGGAUGCUAAAGUAGAAAGUGUACUAUCAGUGGUACAAGAAAUUCAGGGAAGCUUUAAUGUGGAACUAGACAGCGGCACCAAUGCAACACAGCAGGUCCAAGCAAACAGCAUGCUUCAGAAGGUCGCAUCACUCAUACAGGAAGUAAAAGAUACAAACAUCCAAAUCUCAGAGAUGUACCACAAACAGGUGGGUGGAGACGAAGAGCCUCAUGAUAGCAAGGAAGGAAGUACAACAGCCUUAACUGAUGCAAAGAUGCAACAGGAGCUACAAAAUGUGUCCCUAAAACUCAGUCAGGCAGAACGGCUUGUCACAGCAGCCGAGAGACUGGCGCUUGGCUACAGACUCACAGAUGAAAAAGAUGAAGAAACCACUGAUGGCACAACAGACAUUUCUACAUCAGAAACAAAGCAAGUGGAUGUUAAACCGAGCUGGUUUCGUGGAUGGUGGAGUAACCAGGUAACAACUGUUGCAGAAGAAACAGAUCAUGAAACUCCUGAUGGUGCAACAGACAUUUCUACAUCAGAAGUGCAGGAAGAGGAUGUUAAACCGAGCUGGUUUCAUGGAUGGUGGAACAGCCAAGUAACAACAGAACCAAGCACACAGGCCUCUGUGGACGGACCCAGUGAAGUCGAGGGUAAUCCUGACAUUGACAGAAAAGCAGACAAUGAAGACCAAGAAGGUGAGAACGACUCACAAAGUACAGGUCCAGGACCAUUCAGACGGCUUUUCCGCUGGUAUAGCAGUGGAUACAACCCAGACCAUGUAACCUUUCCUGAUGAUGAUGAACUCAUAAAUCUAGCUCCUGCCUCCCUUGAAGAGGAAGAAAAUGACAUGCAGACUACCGCUGAGGCAAUAAAGAACAGUGCAAAAGCUGCUACAUCUGUUGUGCUGGAGCUGAGGAAAAUGUGUGCUGGGUUCCAAGGACAAGCCAUUGCUACCACAGAGGAUGAAGGCCCAGGUCAUACUGAAGAAGUGGCACUGGAUGAUGAAAGCAUGCAACAAAACAUUGCAGGGAUUGGCCAGAGGAUAUCAGAUUUAACAGAACAUGUUAAUGAAAUGAAAAAGAGAGUUAUCAUGAUGAGUGAGCAUGUACAGAAUGGACAGCUGAAGGAUAGCAAGCAAACAGACAAUAAUACUGACUUUGAGGAAGAAAGGCAAGACAUUGUAGAUGGCUUUGACAAACUUUUAGUUCAGAUACAAGAGAUUAAGUCAUGUGAAACAAAGCUACUUAGCCUGACCAGUGCAGAAACAUCUACUACAGAAGAACACGGUGAGCAAGCUACUGCAGUUUCUCAGCUAGUAAAAGAGCUGGAUAUAGCACUAACUACUGUUGGCAAAAUGCUGACUGAUAUUGAACCCAAAGCAAUUGAACAUUGCGAGUCGGUCAAGACAACUAAAGCAUGUGUGGUGGAUGAGAUGGAGACAAAAGAACCCCAGGAAGAAGGUAGAGGGUUUCUUAGCAGACUGUUUGGAUGGGCAGAAAGAGACACUGACGAUCCUCCAGAGCAAUUACUUGCUGAGAUAUCUGACACCUCUGAAGAAACAGCAGACACUGACGAAAGGGACAAGGACCCAGUUGCUGACGUGCAAAGAGCUCUGGUCUGUUGUCAAGAGAUAAACGAGGCACGAAGUAAAGUUCUAGAUAACUAUCAGGAACGGUUCAAAGAGGGCACAAGCGAAGUGAGGACACAAGAGACUGGCCAGAUCAUUCGUAGGGAGUUGGGAACGAUUGAGUCCAAGAUCACAGAACUGGCUGGGCUUCUUUACAAGAAAACAACAGCUGAUACAGAUACAAAGGCAGAACAAGGAUCUCCCCUAACUGCUUCAACUUCAGACGAGGACAAGUUGUUGUUGGAAGUUUUGACCUACUGUGAGGACAUGAGGGAAUCACAAGUGAAGAUAACAGAAUUGUAUGACCGGAGACUGAGGGAAAGCACAGUGGCAGAUGACGGGUCUGAGGCAUGUGUAUAUCUAGCCACAAGGAUAAGCAAGGAACUGGGAAGCAUUGAAUCCAACACAACCAAAAUCACUGAGAAGCUGUCAUCUUUCCUGCAAGAUCUCACUGGGAGGGAGGAUGCAAAAACAGAAGUAGAGAGGUCACAAGAGAGCAAAGAAACUCCUGGAAUUUUUGGCCGUCUCAUUUGGUGGAGACAAACAGUGGAUGAGGACAAAAAGGCAGCAGAAACAUACAUUCCAAAUGAAACAGGAACACUCGUAGCAAACAUGCAGAUGAUAUGGGCCUACAUUGAAGACAUGAAACAAACUCAGACAUGUUUUGAAGAUGCCUACAGUGACAGACUUGGGGAUGGAAUCACGGAGGAACAGAUUCAAGAAGUGGAGACAGUCAUCAGGACACAAAUGGAACACAUGGAGAAAACAAAUAAAAAGGUUGUGGUCCUUCUUGAGGAGAUCAAGCAAAAAAUACAAGAUGGUGACACUGAAGAUGUAGGUAUGGAGAAACAGCCAGAAGUCAAGCUACAUCUACAGGAUGUUGCUUCUAUUAUGACGGAGUGUAAAGAGUUGAGGUGCCGUGUUGAUGAGUUAUACCAACUACGACUCAGCAGUGAUACAGAAGCAAACCAAGAUGGUACCACGGACACAUCGGCCAUCUCUGUUGACGUACAACUGCGCCAGGAGAUGAACAUUAUGACACAGAAGCUUGACAAGGCAGGGCAGUUACUGCUCAUGGCAGAGGCUUUGACUCAGGGCUGCAAGGUACAAGAACCAAAAGAUACUGACGUUGCGGAAUCUGAAAAAUAUGCUGCAGAUGCACAAACAACCAGGCACUCUUCCUGGUGGUGGACUAGUGACACCACAGAUGCCAAAGACAGCAGAGCACAAUCAACAGAGAUUCCCACCAUGAUUCAGGAACAAGAUGAAAGACAGCAUGCCACCUUGUCUGAAGGAAAGGAAAAAACAGGAAUGUUAAGGAGAUUAUUCCGAUGGUGGAGUAGAGGUUACAAUCCAGAUCAUGUUACCUUUCCAGGCAGAGAGGAACUUUCUGAGAUUGAAUCAACUUUCUCAGGCAAGGAUGACAGCCAGGGAGUAACACAGAAAGAUGUCGACACCACCGAUGCUCAGAGUACAACACAAGACCCUGGUAGUUCAGCUGGUAAAACUGCUGACAAAGAUGACGUUGUUGAAGAUUUGUCUGCAAAAACUGAUCACCAAGAGGUUGAACCAGAACCAAGUGAACACAGGGGCCUCUUAGGAAGACUUUUUCAGUGGUGGGGGACAGGACAACAGUUGGCCCUUCCAGAUGAGAAUGAACAAGUGGACGUCUCCCUGACUCGAGAAGUUGAAUCAAACAUUGAAGUCGUCAAAAUCUACCUCUUUGAGCUCAGGAACAUCUGUGGCUGUUUGCAAGAGAGGUUUACAAUGGAGGCUCCAACAGUGCAUGGUGGUGCAGGUGAAGAUGAUGAAGACAGGGACAAAAUAGAUGAAGCAACACAACAAUUAAUCGCAAACAGGCUGGGGGAAAUAGCCGCAUUGGUCAAUGACAUUGGCACAGUGAUUCCCAUUGAAGAACCACUGUCGCCAGAAGGUGGUAAGUCUGUUACAGUACAGGAGAAUCUUGAGAAAAUCAGGGUGAGUCUUCAAGAUACAAAUGCUAUGUUUACUGAGAUUCAAAGAAUGCAAGAGCAGAGUGGAACUGCCACAAGUGUAGCCAAAGAACUGAAAAAUAUGGAAGCCAAACUAAAAAUGUUAGCAGACACAGUAGUCAACAUUGAACCUGAAGUAAUGAAGUACUGUGAGGAACCAUCCACUGAUGUUCAAGAGCAGGAAAGUGUUGCUCCUCCAGAAGGCAAGCAUGAGGGAGCACAGAGCGCAGGGGUCCUCACUAGGAUGUUCAAACACUGGUGGGAAACCAACUACAGCCCAGCACAACCUGAAUCUGAUGGAACUGAAGAGGAAGAGACAGACGGGACUGAGGAGGACACAAGAGAAAGGAUCAAAGCUGCAGCAUCAGACCAAAUGCGAGCUUUCCUGACAAACCUCGAGAUCACAUGGGUCCACAUCCUGGAAUUGAAACGGAUACAGAUCGACAUGGAAGACAGCCACAAGCUUCAGGGUCAAGGAACAGAAGAGGUUUCUCAAUCCUGUAGCAAUGUGCAACAAGAAUUGGCAAAGAUGGGCGAAAAACUUGUGACGGUUCACCAACUAAUCACUGACUUACAAAACAGCAUUCCAGAGGAAAUGAUGGCAGCAGAAAUGACAGCUGAGGAAUCUGAAUCUCUCCACGCCAAAGUGUCAGAACAGCUGAAUAGGAUUUCCUCCAUUGUUGAUACUCUACAGACAGACCAUUUCAACGUCACCAACAAGUAUAGCGUGUCCACGUACAUGGAAGAUGACUCAAGUGUGGAACAAUUUGACACCAUGUUCAAUGAGGAGAUGGAAGGCAUCAGGAUGAAGCUGGAAGAGGUGACUGAACUGUUCACUGACGUUGAAGACAUUGUGCUGAAAGAGAUGAAGAGAAAGCAUGGGAAAAAAGAGGCCAAAAUCAUCAAGAGCAAAAAGGUGGCUGCAACAACUGCAAAGGAACCCAUUCAAGAACAAAGAGAAGGUAUUUUUAGUAGAUUGUUCUAUUGGAGGAAAGGUUCAGAAAGAAGAGAAACAGCACCUGAAAGUGAUGGACAAUCUUCCACAGAGUCUACAGAUGAAGAAAGAACAAUCAAAGUGACUGAGAGUAAGGUAACCUCCAAGCAACAUAGUUUGGUCCAAAGACUUUCUGAUUGGUUCACAGGAAGAUCUUCAUCAGAUAAAAGAUCUUCCUCUCAAGAAACAUCUGUAGACAUGCCUGCAGCAGGAACAUCAAGCACAGGUCAACCGUCCGAAGGUUUCACAACUCAAGUGACCAGAGAAAAUGAAGAUAGACAAGCAGGAGUAUUUACUACAAUUGUUGAGUGGUGGAGUAAUGGUUUUAGAACCACCAGUGUUAAAGAUAAGGACGAGGCACCUACCAUGCCACUGGGGCUGCAAGACUUCAUAGCAAGUGUCCAGUUAGCUGAUGUCUACUGUACCCAAACACAAUCCUCACUGGCAGAGCUGGUGGACAUCUACCACCAGGUACCAACAGAGGCUGGUGAACAAGGAGACAUGAAGAGGGAGAAGGACAUCAAGAGUAAACGUCACGUUAUCGAAAACAACUGGAAAAUGCUGCUCUCAACAACUGUCAAGCUGGAAUCUGCUCUGGCCAAAGAUGGGGAGAGACAAGAGGAUGGUUCAAAGAUCAUGGAGGAGUGGAUAAAGGAUGAUGCGACGUGGGAACAAGCCUUAGCAUUGUCUCAUGACCUGAAAGAGAUGAUUCAAGCAACACUGCAAACAUUGCCAUGGACUGGGUCAAUGGGUGAGGAACAGGGAGAAACUACCAACAUCACAAUACAGGCCAUGCAGGAGAUGCACAGCUCUCUGGACAACGUGAGAAUCAAAUUACAGGCAGUGGAACGAUGCAUGCUGUCAGGGAGAGCUCUACAUGAAGAACAACUUCUGCAAACAUCAGAGUUGAAGGCCCGACAGGAUAUAGCUGCAGAGGAAACAGAUGGACAAGGCAAAGAUGCCAAGUCAAGUGUAUUUGGCCAAGUACAAAGGUGGUGGUCAGAAGUGUACCAGCCCAACUAUGACCAGUACAGGGACAGUAUGGAAGAGCCAGGGACUGACUCCCAACCAGUACAACCACACAUAAGCAGAGAGGACCUAAAUGCAGCUAUGAUGGAAUCCUCAACAGAAGAUUUUGAGCCUACAGAUGAGUCAGCAGGUAUUCUACUGAAUGACGCUGCAGACGAGAGCAUCAUGUCAAAGGGACUAAGGCUUGAGCUGGACAAACAGCUAGACAAACUAAAUGAGAGGUCAGAGGACCAGGGCAUACGUGAGAGGAUUUUGGGACUUCUGGUUGUGGCCAGUAUUUGGUUUGUUGGGGGAGUGAUGUACGUUAACACUAACCAUGUCCUGUAAUAAUAGUUUUCAUACUAGAGACUUUAAGGUAUAGGGACCAACUAGUACAAGUACAGAACAGCAAUAGCUAGAAUCACAGACAUAUAGGGCUCAAAAUACAGGUGCAUAUGCAGGUAAAAUUGUAGCUGUGUAGGUAUUCCUGUACUUGUCUGAUGCCUGCAAUUUUCAAUGUAACAUGCACCUGAGUGCUUUUAUGGAAAAAUGUAUUUUAAGCCCUGACAUGUACAUUUGUAUGGAUAGGGUAGACAAGAUUCUCAGUUUGAAUGUGCUCAUAGAUACAUGUAUGUGUGAGUGAUGGCAUCACAAUGUGCCUGUAUAGAUAUAUUCAGGGUGGAACAAUGUAACCUUUUAUAUGUAGCUACCAAUGAAACAAGAACAAUAGUCAGGAGUCUGGGACACAAAGAAAUAUGAUAUUCACUGUUGGGGCAACGGCAGCAAUGGCUUUGUAUGUGAAGACCACUAAUGUCGUGGGGUUGUCAUCUGAUAUUUGUAGUCUGUGAAAUAUUACUAUUUUCUGAAAAAGCUGAAAAAUUAUUUUGUUAGAAAUGUAUACUAUGUCUUUAAAAUGGAGGAAAGAUUAGUGUGCUUCGAUUAUACAAUGUAGUAUUGCAGACAUUUUUAUGGUGGCAGAUUGUCAUGUAAUCUAUAAUGUAUGAAGGGAUCAGGUGUGUGGAUGAAUUAGUUAUUAGCUGGUACGUGACAACUUAUGGGGUAACGUCUAUGUUAAUGUACUGUACAUUUUUACUGCAUUACAGGACUCACCAAUGGAAAGCCUAUGCUUAAAAAUAAUGUUGGGACAUUCAUUCAUUUGAUCAACUUUCACAUUGCCUUACAGUCUAUUGGCUAGUGGUCAAUGCCUCUGGAUUUGUGUAUUGUAUUAUGAAUACAAUAUAUUAUUUUUGUGGAGAGGGCCUUAAUUACUAUCCAUCGAAUGUUCAUGUAUGGUAAAGGAUGCUCAGAUUCUUCAGAUUUUUUUAGAUUGGGUUAUUUUACGACUUGAUUAUUCAGAUUAUACCAAGAGGCCAGAUAAAUAAGUGUUACAAGUAUCACAUGGAAUACAGUAUAUUUAUGUAGGAACCAUUUAUUGCAACAACGAAGGUUUAUUUACAAUCAAAUUCACUGUGUACAACAGUUACUUAGUAUAGCUAUAACUUAGUUAUAGUUACAGUUACAAUUUUUGAUGCUUCAAAGAACACUUAACCAUCUUUAAAUAUCAGGACUAGUCUGUGUGAAGCUUGGUGUCUGUUGUGUUACUUGUUGGAUUAAAUAUGGUAUGGUACAAACACUCCAGUGGUGGUUUUGGCAGUUUCUGAAUGGAUGAUGGAUUCAGUCAGUUUAUAACUAUAUAAGUACUGUUGCUUCAUUUCUUUGGUGCCAAAUGUACAAGCUUAGACAAAGCAUCAACAGUAUAAAACAAAAAAUUACUUUAAAAAACUUUCUAAACUACAAACAAGCUACCUUUAAGCAAAUAAUUCCAACCCUAGAAUCAGCCAAUUAAUUUUUCCCCAGAAAAAAUAGUUAGGAUGAAACCAUCUUGAUUUUAAACCUCAUGCAACUGUCAUAAAAUCAGCAGCUCUGCAAAGGUUAUUCUGCAGUAUCUUAAAAACAUUAUUCAGUAAUGCAUGCAAGGCUGUGACAAUGUUAAGGAAGACUGCAGUGCAUUUUGUACCAGAUAACUUGUCCCAGACGUUAAAAUCACAUUCCUUGCUGCUACACAUGGCCCAACAAAUGCCUCAGAUGAUCUAUGACUUUAGAAAUAUUGAAUCAGAUUUGAUAAUAUGACAUCAUUUCAGUUUUGAUUAAAAUGUCCCAAAUACCUAAAUUAUAUCAAGUUAACUCGAUUGCUUGAUUUCAAGACUAAAAGUUGAAAGUUUUGCUUCAUAUCAUAGUUUAAGAAAAAUAAAAACUAAACCCUUGGGUCAGUGUCAAAACGAAACUGUAACUUCAUCAGAUGAAACUUGAGGUGUUUUUAAACAAUUAAAAGAUACUAAAUCUUCUUCUUCAGGGAGACAAAGUUCUAAGGAUCUUUUAUAUUUACAUAUUGCUGACAGUACAGCUGAUACAUCUAUUUACAAGCAAAAACGAGCCCACAAACUAUGCAGACUGCCAUCUCAGCCAGAUACAUGAGCCUUCAUAUACAUGUGUACAUACAACAACAUCCCGUGAAAGUUAAUAUAUACUGAGGGCAGCAGCUAUGAUGCUCUGCCUCCAUUGUUUUGUUUACUACUUAUGUUUAAACUGGCAGUUUAAGAACUUUCCUGACGCUUCACAAAGCUGCCAGGCAGCCAUACAGAUUUCACUGCAGGAUCAUUGAUUGAUCAUUAACAUGAUUGAUUCAGAACUUGUACUUCUAGCCU
Messenger RNA from Branchiostoma belcheri (Belcher's lancelet), 22846 nucleotides. RefSeq lists its product as uncharacterized. Lineage: Eukaryota; Metazoa; Chordata; Leptocardii; Amphioxiformes; Branchiostomatidae. The transcript has 3 exons. Bases 549 to 20489 code for a protein of 6646 amino acids. The record is from RefSeq and is a predicted model, not a curated record.